AUGCCUCGUCGGUUUAGCGGUAACUCCUUGAACGAUACCUCUUCUAAUUCCUCUUCCUUUUCGCCUUCCUCCGGAAAGGGCGGAACCGCCAUCAAAGCGUCCUCGGUCAAGUCCAACCGCCUGUCCCAAUUCUUCUCGGUCUCUCCUAAGCCCAAGGGCGAGUCGCAAUCAACACAGGUGACCUCUCAACCGACCGGCGGGGAUACAAACACCUCAGGGCCGCUUAGCUCGGCCUCACUGUCCUUACCGACCAUCUCUUUGUCCACCGCAACUGCGGACAAUCCAACCAUGGACGAGCGAUCGCCGACCACUCUUUUCCAGCCCCCUACGCCGGAAGAGGCUCGUCGACAGGCCAGACAAAAUGCUCAGUUCGGUCCGAUUAGUCACCCCAGUCAUCGAUACUCGAGUCGGCACCCUGGUGGUGUUUUCCCGGAGCCGGUGAUGGACGAGCCGCCGUAUUAUUACUUGCUCACCACCUAUAUCAGCUAUUUAAUCCUAAUUGCUUUCGGGCAUGUCCGUGAUUUCUUCGGCAAGCGCUUCCGCGAAGAGAACUACCGGCACCUCAAGCCUCGUAACGGAUACGGUGCUCUCAACAGCGAUUUCGAUAACUUCUACGUGCGCCGCCUGAAGCUGCGUAUCAAUGACUGUUUCGAGCGUCCCGUGACCGGCGUUCCUGGUCGUUACAUUACUCUGAUCGACCGUGGUACCGACGAUUACAACCGACACUUCUAUCUGACUGGCACUCAAACUGAUACAUUGAACUUGAGCUCCUACAACUACCUUGGAUUCGCCCAAUCAGAAGGCCCAUGUGCCGACAUGUCAGAAGAGUCUGUCCGGAAGUAUGGCAUCAGCACUCCCAGCACCCGCGCGGAGGUCGGCACCCAGGAUCUCCAUCUUGAAGUCGAAGACUUGAUUGCCAAGUUUGUUGGCAAGGAAGCUUCCAUGGUGUUCUCUAUGGGAUUCGGUACCAACGCAACUAUCUUCCCCGUCUUGGUUAACAAGGGCUGUCUUAUCAUCUCAGACGAGUUGAACCACGCAUCCAUUCGUUUUGGUGCCCGUCUCUCCGGUGCCUCGAUUGCCAUGUUCAAGCAUAACGACAUGAAGGAUUUGGAAAUCAAGCUUCGUGAGGCGAUUUCUCAAGGACAGCCCCGUACUCACCGACCUUGGAAGAAAAUUCUCGUUGUCGUUGAGGGUCUGUACUCUAUGGAGGGCUCUAUGUGCAAUCUUCCCGGUCUUGUUGCUCUGAAACACCGAUAUAAGUUUAACCUUUUCGUUGACGAGGCUCACUCUAUCGGAGCUGUUGGUCCUCUCGGUCGUGGUGUAUGUGAUUAUUUCAGCAUUGACACUGCGGAGGUUGAUGUUCUCAUGGGAACCUUGACCAAGUCGUUCGGUGCCAACGGCGGCUACAUUGCAGCAGACAAGGUCAUGAUCGAUAAACUUCGUGCCACCAACCCUGGUGUCUUCUUCGCAGAGGCUCCCGCACCACCAGUGCUCACUCAGAUCUCUUCUGCUCUUCGCAUCAUCAAAGGCGACCUUGUUCCUGGCCAGGGUGAGGAGCGUUUGCAACGAUUGGCUUUCAAUUCCCGCUACCUCCGCCUCGGGCUGAAACGUCUUGGCUUUAUAGUAUACGGUCACGAUGAUUCACCAAUCAUUCCAAUCCUUCUCUUCAACCCUGCCAAGAUGCCUGCAUUCUCCCAUGAGAUGCUUCGACGAAAGAUUUCCGUCGUCGUUGUCGGGUAUCCAGCCACCCCACUGGUCUCGUCUCGCGCGCGUUUCUGUGUAUCCGCUGCCCACACUAAGGACGAUCUUGACCGAGUCCUGACUGCCUGUGACGAGAUUGGCAACGUCCUUCAAUUGAAGUUCUCUACCGGCAUCGCUGGCGGUGCUCUCCCUCCUGCAGAGGAAAUGGCUCCCCCGCCCGAGAUGGAGAAAGAGUGGCAGCGCAAGCGCAGCGCCAAAAUCAGCCCUCCUCGCUGGCGCGUUGAAGAUGUCAUUCGACGCGGAGCCCAGGAUGUCAAGUCACCACUGUACUAG
Molecule: messenger RNA, 2034 nt
Organism: Penicillium chermesinum
Lineage: Eukaryota; Fungi; Ascomycota; Eurotiomycetes; Eurotiales; Aspergillaceae
Gene: lcb2
Product: putative serine palmitoyltransferase 2
Exons: 1
Coding region: 1-2034 (677 amino acids)
Biological process (GO): sphingosine biosynthetic process; ceramide biosynthetic process
Cellular component (GO): serine palmitoyltransferase complex
Molecular function (GO): serine C-palmitoyltransferase activity; pyridoxal phosphate binding
Source: RefSeq, a predicted model, not a curated record